CCUCCACAAUACUUUCAACGCGAACGUGACACGAGUUGCCUUCACUUACAGGAUUUGGGGAAACUGCUCCCUGCAGCUCCCGCAGAACAAAAAGCACAUUCAUAGGCAGUAGUCAGUCAGUCAGCAGCCUAAUAUCUCUGGAGAAUUUACUUCUCUUUCUCUCUGAAUGUCACAUUUGUUCAAACGCGCCUCAUACAAUGAGGAUUAUAAUCUGGAUCAUCGCGAGCGCUUUCCUGUUCAGCGUCAUUUUCACGCAACGACCUCGAAGACCAGUUUUUACAUGUGGCGGGAACUUUACUGGAGACACAGGGCUGAUUGGGAGUCAGGGGUAUCCCGGUCUCUACCCACCCAACAACAAAUGUGUGUGGAGAAUUACCGUUCCUCAAGGGAGGGUUGUCUCGCUCUUGUUCAGAGCUCUGGAUCUUGAGAGCGAUGGCCUUUGCAGAUAUGACUUCGUUGAUGUAUACAACGGCCACAUCAACGGGCAGCGUCUCGGCCGCUUCUGUGGCACCGCCAAACCCGGAGCGCUGGUCACCAAUGGAAACAAGAUGCAAGUGGUCAUGGUGUCAGAUGCCAACACAGCUGGGAGUGGUUUCCUUGCUGUAUACUCAGCGAUUCGCCCAAAUGAAAGAGGUGACCGGUAUUGCGGGGGUCUUUUAGACAAACCCUCCGGGACAAUAAAAACCCCCAACUGGCCAGAUAAAGACUACCCGGCAGGAGUAACGUGUUCCUGGCAUAUUGUUGCUCCUCAAGACCAGAUCAUUGAGCUGAAGUUUGAGAAGUUUGAUGUGGAGAGAGACAGCUACUGCCGCUAUGACCAUGUGGCUGUGUUUAAUGGUGGAGAAACGAAUGAAUCACGGAAGAUUGGCAAGUUUUGUGGAGACAGCCCACCCAUGCCAAUUUAUUCUGAUGGCAAUCAUCUCUUCAUCGUGUUCCUGUCAGACCUGAGUCUAACUGCGGAUGGAUUCAUCGGCCAUUACCUCUUUAAAUCACAGAGUCCCAGCACAGCCAGUGCCCCUCUCACCCCCGUGAGCACUAUCCCACCCACCACACCGCCCUCAGCCCUUACAUAUUCAGAAGGUCUUUGCAAGCAGAAAUGCAAAAGGACUGGAACAAUUGAAAGCCAUUACUGCUCCAGUAACUUUGUGAUUACCGCCACACUUAUCUCAGCAGCCAUGAGGGACCACAGCGUCCUCGCCACCUUCUCCAUCCUGCACCUUUACAAGGAAGGAAGUUUAGCCAUCCAGCAGGCUGGGAAGUCCAUGAGCACCAAAGUCACGGUCCUCUGUAAAAAAUGCCCUCUGGUCAGAAGAGGGCUAAACUACAUCGUCAUGGGACAGACCGAUGAACAGGGACACGGCGUCGUCUCUCCUCAUAACUUUGUGAUGGCCUUCAAAACCAAGAAGCAACGGGAUCUGGGAGUACUGAAGAAUAUACGCUGCUAAAGCGCGAAGGUCACCUCCGUUUCUAUGACUUCUGUGAUUUAUUUGAUGUACAUGCUUUGAAUAACAUUCAUACUUGAAGCACCCUUAGAGCGUUCUAAUUUACUCCAAUAUAGAACAUUUAAAAAAAACCUUUGUAUGUUGGUUUUUUUAAUGUCGAGGAUCAUUUAUUGGGUUUUUGACCACGCUCAUCAAUGAUUCCCUUCGCACCGAAGAGCUGAACUGUUACAGAGCUUGCAAGAAAGCCUGUAUAUGAAUGAAAGCGCUCCCUGCAACACAAACUCUUGUCAUUUGCGGUAGCUGCGGGGUGGUGACAUUUGCGUUCCGGGAGAUCUGGACAUGCUGGCCUUUAAAUCUGACAUUUAUCUAAUCUAUCCAGUGUUGUAAUGAGUGAAUGAAGAUUGAAGAUGACAAAAUGAAAUGUUGUCAAAAUGAAGUGCACUGUAAAAUUGGUAUCACGUCAGCUGAGGUUACUACAAAAAGAUCCCCCCUCCGUUCCUGUUCUUUCAAACCAUUAAAAAAGAAAGCUUCUGUUGUAAUUUAGGAAAUGCUUGCGUAAAAGAUUAUAGAUGUUUUAUCCCCAUAAUAUUUUUGAUUUAUAACUGGAUUAUACAAAUGAUAAGGAAGGAAAAUAGGAUGGAAAUGAAAGCUACAUUUACCAAUUGCUUAUUGAUUUGAGAGAAUCAGCUUAAUUCUGAUCAUUUUUAAUCAGCUUUUGAAAUGUUAAUAAUAAUAUCAAGUGCGUGUGUGUGUGUGUGUGUGUGUGUGUACAUCACCUGAAAGCUGAGUAAGCUUUCCAUUGAUAUAAGCUUCAAUGGGACAGGACAAUAUUUGGCUAUUUGGAAAUCUGAAAUUUGAGCUUGCAAAAGACUCAAAAUAUUGAAAAAAUAGCCUUCAAAGUUGUAUAAAUGAAGUUCUUAGCAAAGCAUUUUACUAAUAAAAAGAUUUUUACAAUUUAAAAUAUAAUAUCUUCA
Molecule: messenger RNA, 2416 nt
Organism: Puntigrus tetrazona (Sumatra barb)
Lineage: Eukaryota; Metazoa; Chordata; Actinopteri; Cypriniformes; Cyprinidae
Gene: pcolce2a
Product: procollagen C-endopeptidase enhancer 2a
Exons: 9
Coding region: 198-1445 (415 amino acids)
Molecular function (GO): protein binding
Source: RefSeq, a predicted model, not a curated record